Molecule: messenger RNA, 2831 nt
Organism: Thlaspi arvense
Lineage: Eukaryota; Viridiplantae; Streptophyta; Magnoliopsida; Brassicales; Brassicaceae
Source: the annotation of a GenBank genome assembly
AUGAUCUGUUUUUGGAAUAAAUCAGAUAAGAAGAUAGACGAGAUGAUGGGUGCAGUUGGAGUCAUUCUGGUGUUGUCUUCCUGUUGCUUGUCUUUGCUGGAUGCACAACAGAUCACUCAUCCGCUUGAUGUUAGUGCUCUGCAGGCUGUUCGUCGCAAACUCAAGGACCCUAUGUAUCAUCUUCAGGACUGGAAAAAGACGGAUCCAUGCGCCUCUAACUGGACCGGUGUCUUAUGCGUCGCUGAUCCUUCCGAUGGCUUUCUUCAUGUUAAAGAGUUGCGAUUGCUCAAUAUGAACCUCACCGGAACACUGGCUCCUGAACUCAGCCGUCUAGCAAAUCUCACCAUAUUGAACUUUAUGUGGAACGAUCUCACCGGUCAGGUUCCGCCAGAAGUAGGCAACUUGACUCAACUUAUCUUCUUGCUACUAAGUGGAAAUCAACUGACGGGGCCUUUGCCUCAAGAACUCGGCUCUCUUUCCAAUCUAUUAAUCCUUCAGAUAGAUUACAAUGACCUUAGCGGAGAACUCCCCACGUCCUUAGCAAAUCUGAAAAAACUGAAGCACUUUCACAUGAACAACAACUCAAUCACGGGUCAGAUUCCGCCUGAGUACUCUUCCUUAUCCGACGUUCUGCACUUACAACUGGACAAUAACAACUUCGUUGGGACAGAGAUCCCAUCUUCCUACGGAAAGAUACCCAAUCUCGUCAAACUGAGUCUCAGAAACUGCAAUUUACAAGGAGCAGUUCCUGAUUUGAGCAGAUCACCGGUUCUCUAUUACUUAGAUCUUUCCUCCAACAAACUCACAGGAGAGAUUCCCAAGAACAGGUUUUCUGGGAACAUCACAACUAUGUCUCUGCAGAACAACAACUUAAGCGGAGAGAUUCCUGUGAUAUGGGAGAAGAGAAGCUUUGCUGCAGAGGCGAAACUUACCCUGGACUUGAGGCACAACUUGUUUACAAAUGUGUCAGGCCUUCUAAACCCUCCUUCCAAUGUCACGGUCAAGCUUUACGGAAACCCAGUAUGUGCAAGAGUUAAUGAACCAAACAUAGCUCAACUCUGUGGCGUCUCAACAGUAGAGGUGGAAUCUCCAGGAAGUUCGUCGGAAAACUCGAGCAGGGGAGAAUGCAAACGCCAGUCCUGCCCCUUGAGCGAAAACUACGACUACGUGAUUGGCUCUCCAGUUCCAUGUUUCUGCGCUGCGCCCCUUGGCGUUGGACUUCGUCUCAGGAGUCCAAGUUUCUCUGACUUCCGACCUUACACCGUCUCCUACUUGCUCGAUGUGGCCUCCAAACUCGGGAUAAGUCUCUAUCAGCUGUCUAUUGAAUCAUUCUCAUGGCAUUCCGGUCCAAGGCUAGCCAUCAACAUGAAGGUUUUCCCCGAGUACAGUGACUUGAACAGUAAAUUCAACACCACGGAGCUUGAACGCAUUGUUGACUUUUUUGCAACUUUCUCUCUGGAUACCGAUGAUUCUCUUGGCCCCUACGAGAUUAUGUAUAUCAACCUCCUGGGUCCUUACAAAGACGUUACUCUCGAACAGCCGUAUAACACCACGAGAAUGAGCCAAGGCGUCAAAGUUGGUAUCAUUGUAGGAGCCAUUGCUUUCUUCCUUGCAUUAUGCUCUCUAGCGCUGGUUCUCUUCAUCAAGAGAAGAAAACAGAAGAGAAAAGCUAAGCAAGUGGACAUGGAACAACAAAGGCCCAUACCUAAAUCUCCAAUGAACAUGGAGAGCGUGAAGGGUUACAAUUUCAUGGAACUUGAUUCGGCAACAAGCAGGUUCAGUGAUCUCUCCCAGAUUGGCAGAGGAGGGUACGGGAAGGUGUACAGAGGGCAUUUACCAGGUGGCCUGGUAGUGGCGGUGAAACGUGCAGAGAAAGGAUCUCUGCAGGGCCAAAAGGAGUUCUACACGGAGAUCGAGUUGCUCUCACGGCUACACCACCGAAACCUUGUUUCUUUGCUUGGCUACUGCGAUGAGAAAGGAGAGCAGAUGGUGGUAUAUGAGUUCAUGCCCAACGGGUCUCUUCAAGACGCACUCUCUGCGAGGUUCAGGCAGGCGCUGAGUUAUGCGGUGAGGCUGAGAAUAGCACUGGGGUCAGCGAGGGGGAUUCUGUAUCUGCAUACAGAAGCGGACCCACCAAUCAUCCACCGAGACAUCAAACCCAGCAACAUUCUGCUAGACAAGAGGCUGAACCCUAAAGUGGCAGACUUUGGGAUCUCAAAGCUCAUAGCACUAGACGGGGGUGGGGUGCAAAGGGAUCACGUAACUACCAUCGUCAAAGGCACCCCUGGAUACGUGGAUCCAGAAUACUACUUGAGCCACAGGCUGACAGAGAAGAGUGACGUGUACAGCCUGGGCAUCGUGUUUCUGGAGAUUCUCACAGGAAUGCGCCCCAUCUCACACGGGAGGAACAUCGUCCGAGAGGUGAAGGAAGCGUGCGAGGCCGGGAUGAUGCUGUCGGUGAUAGACCGGAGCAUGGGGGAGUACUCGGAGGGGUGCGUCAAGAGAUUCAUGGAACUGGCCAUCAGGUGCUGCCUGGAUGACCCAGAAGCGCGUCCGAGGAUGCUGGAGAUCGUGAGGGAGCUGGAGAACCUGUACGGGAUGCUUCCGCAACAAGAGAAGCCAUAUGCAAGCCCUUCCGUGCAAUCCUCUGCUUCUGGGAUCUCGGGGCUUGCCUCUUAUACUAAUACCUUCUCACAGUUCACAGCUAACGAGCUCGUCAGUGGUGUCAUUCCCUCCAUCGCACCCCGCUAAAUCUUUUCAUUAUUAUUGCACUUUGUUCUGGAACGAGUUUGUGCCUUUUUUUUUCCUUUCUUUAUCAUCUUUGAUGCCUC